This is a messenger RNA of Owenia fusiformis, 941 nucleotides long. NCBI's taxonomy places the organism in Eukaryota, Metazoa, Annelida, Polychaeta, Sabellida, Oweniidae. The record is from the annotation of a GenBank genome assembly.
AUGCCCAAAUGGGGUUCAUUCUGGGCCCACUGCCUCGAAGGAGCGACAUCGCCUCCGUGUACAGCCUCAGUGGCUAUGCAGGAAGGCUGUGUCGCUCCAUUGGACUUCGUUGAGACAACGUUGGUGGCGGCAUUGUCAGCCGAACCCCAUGCAGUCGUCCUGUUACUUAUCUAUUUAGGGCAGAAGUGGAUCCAGUCUCCAUGUUGUCUCUCUUCCAUGAAAGAUACAUGUACAAGUCUUCGGAAAGCCCACAUUCUAGUCAAUAUAGUCAGUGCGAAUGGAAGAGAAUCAGCCCGUACACGUAAGAAUACGGCCAUGCCUCUCAAUGCCAAAACAUCUGUAUGUACACUAGAACUGAAAACCCAGAAAAUAAAACAAAAAUUGUUGAAAAAAGGACAUAAAAUGCUACAAAAAUAUUAAAUAGACAAAAAGAAACAAAUAAUAAAAAUGAGAAAACAGAACAAAAAUGUGUGAGUGUGUGAAAAGUGUGAACGAUUAAUUUAAAUGCUCAGUAAGAAUGCAAACGUCAGAGUGACUACAUCUCUACCAAAUCAGUAUUAUUUGAACUUGGAACAAUAUUGACAAUAACUUCACAUCUGUAGUGUGUUGAUUGAUGUUUUGUUAUCAAAAUUAUAGGAUUCAGGUUUUGUUAAUUGAAAACGUGAUCUAUAAAUGAAUACUCUAAUAAGCACAAACAGCUUUAUAAAGAGUAGACGUGACUGUCCAACAAACAAGAUUGAAACAUUGGUGCCAAAAACAAAGGACUCGAUAGAAAGAAUCCAUCGUCAUGAAUUGUAAUUUUGGCUUUACCAACAACUGUACCUGUUUCUAGCUCAUCAAAGCUGUGAUAAUAAGAGAGUGUGCGAUGCAGUAGUUUGAAAUAAUUAUUAAUAUUUAUAGUGUUUUUAUUUUUUGAAAUAAAAUAUGCACUGAUCAUCAAA